Molecule: messenger RNA, 2653 nt
Organism: Durio zibethinus
Lineage: Eukaryota; Viridiplantae; Streptophyta; Magnoliopsida; Malvales; Malvaceae
Source: RefSeq, a predicted model, not a curated record
CAAAAAAUGUUUUGUACUGAAAGCACAAAUUCAUUCUACAGGAAUAACUUUCCUAGUUAACAUGAGCAUAUGUGUCUUAUUGCAACUGUCUCAAAAAUAUCAGUGUAAAGUGCAAACACAAAGAGGUUAAGCUUUUAUAUUCCUCCUAAAACUAUUUUAUGCAGUAUGCACCUCAUCUGGCUGCUUCUACAAGCUCCCAACAGACUUGUAACAAUUUUGAAUGAGUUGCUUGUCAUCAUGACAUGUUUGCCAGGAUAAAAUGAUUCAGUUGGAACUUGAAGCCACCAGAAUUUAUUAACUACUAGGAUGCUCAAUGAGACAAAUUAUUUACAUUCUAGGGUCAAGGUGAUAUCAUUUAGAAAGCAAUAAUAAAUGGUGUUUCAAUGGAAAUAAACAAAAUGCAUAACAAACAAGUUACAAUGACCUACCAUUUAAGUUUUUGUUGCUUCAUGUUUGUAGAUAACAAACACACAUGCAAGUAUAACCACCUCUUUUCUUCAAUAUUCACAUGGCUUUACAUCCUACCAGCUUCACAACUACAUGGAAGAGAUUAUCCCAUGGAUAAGUAACAGGAAGGUCAUGAAACCGAUUGGAUUUGAGAGAGACAAGAAACAGGUGGCAAUUUGCUUGAGAGAAGGUUUCUUAUUGCUGUUUCGAUUAAUGAAUCUCAUCCAAACAGGAUCCUAAAGGUAUGUUGGAAUCUUGAUCAACUGAUCAUCAGUCAACAUAAUUGCAGUACUGGACCAUAAUGUUGUUAAACCACUUGGCAGAUAGAUAACGAUAUGUCUGCAUGUACUUCUAUGGUCCACCUUGUUGGGCUCAUCAUCCAAGAAAAGCAAACAUGCCCACCUUGCAGGUUACACCUCAUAUCUGCACAUCACAUGGCUUUGUUUCCCAGGAAUACCAGCAUUCUACUAAUUCAUUAAAGGGACAGUCUCUGGCCUUGUGAUUAUAUAUUAUCCCAUUUCCAUUGCCUCAUAUCCAACACAACAACUGCAUUCAGAAAUCAGAGUUCUAAGACCUAAAACUUCCCUCUAUUUUCUUUCAUCUUAGACUCUUUCCUACAAAACUUAAAGUAAAGCAAGAUGAUCAGCGGUAAGAAGCUUAUCAAGUUAGCAAGAAAAUGGCAAAAAAGGGCUGCAAUUAGGAGAAAAAGAGUCACAUUACCAAGAACCACUGGGCAUGCUGACAAAAACAGUUGCAGCACAUCAUCAGUGGUGGAGAAGGGUCACUUUGUUGUAUACAGUGUGGAUCAGAAGCGCUUUGUGCUUCCUAUGGAAUAUCUCAAGAACAAAAUCGUCAUGGAGCUAUUCAACUUGGCAGAAGAAGAGUUUGGACUACCAGGCUGUGGGCUUCUCGUCUUGCCUUGUGAUGCAACCUUUAUGGAAUAUGUAAUUGCUUUGAUCAAAAGGAAACCAAGUAAAGACAUGGAGAAAGCAUUGAUCCUGUCUGUAGCCAGCGGUCGUUGCUCAUCAUCAUAUCUUUAUCAGCAAGAAACGAGCCAACAGAUGCCGAUAUGGAACUUCUAAAGCAAAAGUUUUUUAUUUUCUCAUCUUGUAAUUGAUCCAAACCUUUGUAGAUUAGAGUAUACAACGCAAAAAGUCAGAAUUUUUGUUUCUCAUGUUCAGUUUCUUGGAUCUUGACAAGGCAAUUACUUCUUAUCUACAAUAGUAAUCAACAAUUUCAUACCAAAUAAUAUAGAGGAAUUGAACACAAAAAUAUAUGUCAUGUUUAACAUAUUUUGUUCUCAAUAGGAAAUAAUCAAACUACAGUUGUACUCCCCACCGACGCUGCAUUCUGAAACUUCCUUACCCAUUUUGACGAGCUUAGAAGCCAAAAAGUUAAAAGGCAAGGAAACAAAUUUUGAUUUGUACUUUGUUUAUGACUCAACUUGUCCAAGCAGGGAUGAAAAUAAGAGAUGGGUAAAAGCUUAGUUGCAUGAAGAUAUCUCAGUCAAAAAGUAGUUACUUUUUUUAUGUAUAACCAAUUAUAAAAUUUAUCAAGUAAAAGCAGCUGAAUUAUAUAGGGAGGACUAAUUUAUAAAGUUAUACAAAUUAAGCAGGAUGUACCGCACACAUAAGCUUUCGAGCCUAGUAUCUGGGCAUUGAAUUGAAGUAAAACGCAACCAUAUCCGACCCCACAAUUCAAAACCUUCAGUACGGAAAGUAUGAUCAUCAAAACCUCUGCUGUUUGCAAUCUCUUGGAGCCAUUAACAGACGAUCAAUGUGAAGCAGAUUACAUUUUGAGAUAUCUAAAAGCAUAACAGCCCGGAGAUAAAGACGUUUCACUCUUUUGGGCAAAUCCUGUUUCAGAAACUAUAAAUCCGAUCAAUCCAGAUUUCAAUAAACUAGAACCACAACUUUUUCUUGUUGUGUAACAUAUUCAGAACAUGUGGGUUGAAUACGAUGCGUGGUCUUGCACAUGGCCUGUUCUGCCAAACCCAAAUAAAUUUGAUGUUGAAAAAAAUAUUGGACCACUUCCAUUAACUUCCAGACAUGCCCAGCUGGCGACGUUCCAAAUGAUCGCUCUCAUUUUCGAACCACAUGGUUUUGCUUCCCUUUAGCCCCGACAUUGAGUUGCUUCAUUCAAAGGACUGUUUUUGGGACGUUUGUGUAUAUAUAUUCACCCAAUUUCUGUUUUUCAUCAGUGCAGC